Molecule: messenger RNA, 696 nt
Organism: Linderina pennispora
Lineage: Eukaryota; Fungi; Kickxellomycota; Kickxellomycetes; Kickxellales; Kickxellaceae
Exons: 1
Coding region: 1-696 (231 amino acids)
Cellular component (GO): membrane
Source: RefSeq, a predicted model, not a curated record
AUGACCACGAUGUACAUCUUGACAGGCGCGGCAGCAAUCGUGGUGCCCGUGUACUUUAGCCGCACAGCGACCGAAUCGCGGCGCGUUGUUAUCGUAACCGACAAUGUGCUAAGGUCAUUGUAUGCUGUGGGCGCCUACAUCAUCAUCAGUGCGCUGGCAGGCAUUGUCGGGUCGCUAGCGCCACUGCGGCGCAAGCGGUUUCUGCAGUUCUACAACUGGACAAUCGUGCUCCUGAUUCUGGCCGAGGUUUCUGUGGGCCUCUGGGUGUGGUACCGCACGCUGGACGCCAACGACAUGUACGCAUACAACUGGCGCAUGCUGUGGCCGGACUCGGUCAAGCAGGUGUUCCAGGACAACGGCAGCUGCUGCGGGUACUUGGGUCCACAAGACAGCCCCGUGCUGGCCUCCAAGAGCUGCGACGAAGACUCAUACGGAUGCAUGCGGGUCGUGCAGUCGUAUGCCCAGGACUACCUGUCGUAUGUGUAUACUUGUCUGUUCUCUUUUGUCAUCAUCGACAUGGGUGCGAUGCUGUCUGGCAUGGUUGUGCUGGUUAUGCGCAAUGACGAAGAGAGGUGGCGCUGGUCGCGCUCAAAGUAUGUGUUUGCCCAGCAGGCGCACACCGGCCACUCAUCCCCAUCCGAGGCGCCGACAUACAUUGGCGCUAUGGACGAUCCUGAGAACUACUUCAAGCAAUGA